UAUGCAUACUGCGCGGCACACAGAAAAGUUACAUAACGAAGUCAAAUGAACAGUGCAGCGAUGAAGGUUGUUCAGCAGUUUUUUUAGUACCUGUACAACUACAAUAUCGAUUGUCCAAUAAUGGAAUGUGUGGAGGAUCGGGAAGCACUCCACGGAGUAGCUUACAAAGGCACAGGUGAAAGUGGAGAUUCGUGCCCGGGACCGACAGGUCGAGCAGACGACGCGGGACAUGUUAACGGUGACAGCAUCAUCAUGGCGCUGGAAGAUUGGGCAGUCGCGCUGGUUGUCAUCGGCUCGGUCUUAGCCGUGAUGUGUCUACUGAGUUUUGUUUAUUACUGGUUCGUUCUCCGGUACCGAGUCGCUUCCAGCAGUGUGUCAAUGAAAGGCAAGACAAUAAUUAUAACAGGAGCCUCGUCUGGCAUUGGUAAGGCCACCGCCCUGGGUCUGGCCCGUCGAGGGGCGCGUCUCAUUCUCGCCUGCCGGAACGAAGAAAAGACGGCCCAAGUCAUCAGCGAGAUCAAGCAGAAGGUACCUCAAGGACCCGAGAUCUUGUACCGUCACCUGGACCUUGCAAGCCUGCAAUCCGUGCGGAAAUGUGCUGAGCAAAUCACCCGGGAGGAAUCGCACAUUGAUACUUUGAUCAAUAAUGCAGGUAGGCACAUUUAA
This is a messenger RNA of Patiria miniata (bat star), 666 nucleotides long. RefSeq names its product retinol dehydrogenase 13-like. The transcript is spliced from 2 exons. The record is from RefSeq and is a predicted model, not a curated record. Bases 121 to 666 code for a protein of 181 amino acids. Lineage: Eukaryota; Metazoa; Echinodermata; Asteroidea; Valvatida; Asterinidae.